Nelumbo nucifera (sacred lotus) is the source of this 2112-nucleotide messenger RNA. RefSeq names its product cytochrome P450 CYP72A616-like. The record is from RefSeq and is a predicted model, not a curated record. Lineage: Eukaryota; Viridiplantae; Streptophyta; Magnoliopsida; Proteales; Nelumbonaceae. Gene Ontology annotation, molecular function: heme binding; iron ion binding; monooxygenase activity.
UUAUUGGCCAAGCCUUAAGAUUGGAGUCUGCAGUGCAACUCUUCUACUUGAAGAAAGUGGCAGGCUUUGAGACGACCUCACUGCUUACGUUAUCCUUUUGAACUUUGUGGUGAAGGUGCGAAUGGAAAAACCUUCCCUUGCAAUAUGUCGAACAGGUUCUUAGCAUUGAAGAGAAAAACAGAUAUCUGAGAUAUUGAUGGAUAGUAUCUGCUUUAUUGAUACCAGACCAGCCUGAAGUAUCAUCACUGCAAGAAGAACCUGCUCUCUCUCUCUCUGAUAUGGGAGAACUUGAGUUCAUGGAUUGGGUUGUAAUCUCUAGUGUUUUGAUAUUAUCAUGGGUCGCAAUAGUUUUAUACUGGAUAUGGUGGAGACCAAAGAAGCUGGAGCAGCGUCUGAAGCAGCAAGGCAUCAAGGGACAUCCUUACAGGUUGUUGUUUGGCAACUUGAGGGAGGAGAUGAGGUUGGAGAAGGAAGCUAUGGCCAAGCCCAUCAGCCUCUCUCACAACAUCGUACCACGUGUAAUCCCUUUCGUUCAUCAAACCAUCCAGAAUUACGGAAGAAUGUCGAUUUCAUGGUUUGGAAGAACUCCCAGGGUCUAUAUUACCGACCCAGAAUUAAUAAAGGAAAUUCUGUUUACAAAGUUCGGACACUUCGAGAGGCCCAAACCAAAUCCACUAACCAAGUCAUUUCUAAGAGGACUUCUAAGCUAUGAGGGAGAAAAAUGGGCUAAACAUAGAAGGCUUAUCAACGGUGCCUUCCAUCUAGAGAAGUUGAAGCGAAUGUUGCCAGCGUUUUAUGCUAGCUGCAGUGAUCUGGUCACAAGAUGGGACAGCCUAAUUGCAUCUAAAGGGUCAUGUGAAUUGGAUGUGCAGCCUGAACUCCAAUGUUUAACUGGAGAUAUAAUCUCAAGGGCAGCAUUUGGUAGCAGCUACGAAGAAGGGAGGCGGGUAUUUCAGCUCCUAAAUGAACAGCUCAACCUUGUUAUCCAGUCUGCUAUGUAUUAUUGUAUCCCAGGUUUCAGGUUUCUUCCCACAAAAAGGAACAAUAGGAUGAAAGAAACUAGAAGAGAACUGAGAACAAUACUAGAGGGAAUCGUCAGUAAAAGAGAAAAAGUUAUAAAAAUGGGAGAAACCACUACAGAUGACUUAUUGGGGUUGCUAUUAGAAUCCAAUCUUAAAGAGAUCCAAGAACAUGGAAAUCUUAAGAAUGUUGGCAUGAGUAUUGAUGAAGUGAUAGAGGAGUGCAAACUAUUCUACUUUGCAGGACAAGAGACCACAUCAGUUUUCCUUACCUGGACAAUGGUUGUGUUGAGCAUGCACUCCGAAUGGCAAUCGCGGGCAAGGGAAGAGGUCAUUCAAGUCUUCGGAAAAAAUAAACCAGAUUUUGAUGGUUUGAACCAAUUAAAAAUUGUGACCAUGAUUCUGUAUGAAGUUCUUAGAUUGUAUCCACCAGCUACUAUUUUUGGUCGACACACUUACAAGGAAGUGAGACUGGGCAAUAUCUGUCUCCCAAUGGGAGUGCAUCUUUCACUGCCAAUAAUUCUCCUUCACCACAGUCAUGAACUUUGGGGGGAAGAUGCACAAGAAUUUAAGCCAGAAAGAUUUUCAGAGGGAGUUUCAAAAGCAACAAAGAAUCAACUCUCAUUCUUCCCAUUUAGUUGGGGCCCUCGAAUUUGCAUCGGGCAGAAUUUUGCAAUGAUAGAAGCAAAGAUGGCUUUGACACUGAUUCUGCAACAUUUUUCAUUCCAUCUCUCACCCUCCUACACUCAUGCACCCCACACAGUUGCUAGUCUUCAUCCUCAACAUGGAGCUCAAAUCAUCUUACGUAAAUUGUGAGAUUGAACAUUAUCAUCUUCAUUUUACAUCAUUGUGUGCUUUGUUUUCUAUGUUGUUCUGGUCCAUUUAAGUCUCUAGUAUUGGGUGUGUUAAUUCUCUCUCUAAUUAAGCAUUAAGCAUUGUAGAACAGCUAGAUAGAUUUUUUUUCCUUUCAAAAACUCUAUUUAAUUCUGGUGUUCCCAGUGGAGUCCAGAUUAUUACAUUCCCCGUCAAAUGAUCCAAGAAAUUUGUUCUAAGGCAUUCACCUCCUCAAUUUAAUCAAAGUACCUUAAUACUC